Trichobilharzia szidati is the source of this 897-nucleotide messenger RNA. The record is from the annotation of a GenBank genome assembly. NCBI's taxonomy places the organism in Eukaryota, Metazoa, Platyhelminthes, Trematoda, Strigeidida, Schistosomatidae.
AUGCAUAUGCCGUCUACUGUACCAGCAGCACCUGAAGAACAAUUGUGUACUUCGUCAGAGGACACUACGCAGAGUACCACUCUGAUAGAUAUGGGUCUCAGUCAAAUUACCAGUCUUUGCAAAAUAGAAUACACUCAAUUUGGUGAAUUUUACACUUGCAAGGUAUGCAACGUGAAGUGUACCGGUAAGAUGCCCUUUCUGCAACAUGUAAUGGGGUCAAGUCACAAAAGAAAGUUCAUUCUUAAUGCACCUUUUUGUCAGGAAUGGAAUACAAACUCCAACUCUUCUGAGCAAUAUGCGUCUCACUGCAGUGGAACGUCUUCUGAAAGUCAAACAUCUGGACAGACCCGUAUGGAGCAACGAUCUACUGGAAACAACGAUACAACCUACUUUUGUGAACUGUGUGGUCUUAACUGCUCUUCUAAGAAACAGCUUGAUUGUCAUCUAGCAGGUAAAAGACACUUGAAACAAUCCAGAAAACGAGGAGCACACUUAUCUGGUCAUUUGUCAGUCAAUUCUACAUUGAGUUUACAGUCAAACCAGUUUAAUGAAUUAGAGGAAUGUCUUUCACAAAUUUUCACUUCAAUGAAUCACACUGUUGAAAAUUCAGUAGAAUUUUGUCAAAAGGUUGCACAUUGGUUAAGAAAUGUCAUAGAUCUUGAGUCUAAAGUGGAGUCAACAAAUAACAUCUCCCCAUUGUUUUUAUCACCAACGUCAUCUCCGACUCUUUCAUGUCAGAAGGAAACCGAUGCAGUUUUAGGAGCAUCACCUUCAGAACGGAGCAACGGUGGUUCUCUUGAAAGUAGGCCGUUCUGUAAACAUGCUGAUUGUGUUCUAUUAAGGUCACUGCAAUUUUAUGCAAAAAGGUUAUACGAAGAAGCUGGCGUUCAUGAAUGA